Messenger RNA from Hyla sarda, 2589 nucleotides. Its product is annotated as synaptotagmin-15-like. The record is from RefSeq and is a predicted model, not a curated record. The transcript has 9 exons. Gene Ontology annotation, molecular function: syntaxin binding; calcium ion binding; phosphatidylserine binding. Bases 463 to 1725 code for a protein of 420 amino acids. Lineage: Eukaryota; Metazoa; Chordata; Amphibia; Anura; Hylidae. Gene Ontology annotation, biological process: regulation of calcium ion-dependent exocytosis; calcium-ion regulated exocytosis; regulation of dopamine secretion.
GAGAAAGGACGUAAACAGCUCCGUGCACAGCUCCAUCCCCCGCACACAGCUCUACCCCUCCCCCUCCCCUGCUCUGUCUAGACAGGACCUAAUCCACCACGGGGCGGUUGCUUGUUUGCACGGGGAAAACACAGAGCGGGGGGGAGGGGAGGACGGAAAUCUCACCUCACACCGGCGGUGACUACAGCUCUGAUGUCCACUCAUGGCGGCUCAGGUGAGGAGGCCGAGAAUACAGGCGGCGGCAGGAAGGCACUAGACAUAGAUCACUGCGAGUGUACAGGAGGAGGGAGGCUCACACUAUUCACAGCACAGCUGAAUGAGGAGCUGAUCAUGGCUGGAGUGUGCCUGGAGAACGGAUGGCUGGGAUUGGAAUAAGAAAUGAGGAGACCAACGAAGACUUUCCCUAAAACCCCAGCAAAUACCUUCUAGCAGCUGCUUCUCCCUGCGCCUGAGGACAGCACCAUGUCUGAACAGGUGGCAGCUGUGGCUGGAGGUGUAGUAGGGGCGGUGCUUUUGUUGCUUCUAAUUGGCAUUGGCAUCUACAUCUUAUGGAAGAAAAAGUGCAUUGGACCAUCCUAUGAAGAACUGUUGAAUGUGAGCUCACCAACACACACACAAACCAUUGGAGCUGACCACAGUAUUUCACCUUCAUUAAGUCAUGCCAAGGACACUGGGAAUAAAAGUGUGCCCUUCAUUGUACCCCCAAAGUUUCAUGGACGAGACUGGAUUGGGUUGCAGAACGGGGAACGGAUUCAGGACGACAGUGAACCCUAUAUUGCUCCAGAUUUCCUUCCACGGUCAUCAUUUUGUUCUUUGGGUGGAGCAUAUUUUUUGGGUUCUAUCAACCCGGCUUUAUAUAAAUAUCCAGACGACAACGAAGAAACAGAUUUUCCAGAGGGAAAUAUUGGCCGUAUCUGGUUUGCUGUGGAAUAUGAAUACGAGACAGAAAGGCUUGUAGUGUCACUUAUCAAAGUGAGGAACCUCCAGUUAAGCUCAGACUCCUGCAACCCUUUUGUGAAAAUGCACCUCCUGCCUGAUGAGAGGCGCUAUCUGCAGUCGAAGACAAAGCGGAAAACCUUGAACCCACAGUUUGAUGAGAACUUUGUUUUCCAGGUUUCAGGAAAAACUUUACACCAAAGGACUCUAAGAUUCUCUGUCUACCAUGUGGAUAAAUUAAAGAAGCACCAUCUAUUGGGACAAGUUCUCUUUCCACUGAAAAAUGAGAAUUUGACUGAUGAUGGGAAGCUUGUUAUUUGGCGAGACUUGGAACAAGAAAAUUUAGAGCCUCCAUCAGAGUACGGAGACAUCCAGUUCUCACUUAGCUACAAUGAUUACCUUGGGCGUUUGACCGUGGUGGUGCUCAGAGCAAAGGGUAUUCAGUUCCAAGAGGAACGUGUUGUUGUCAGCUCAGCAUAUGUUAAGGUGUCCCUCAUGAAUCACAACAGGUUUAUCAAAAGUAAGAAGACUGCUGCUGUUCUUGGCACCCCAAAUCCGGUCUUUAAUGAAACCUUCAGCUUCAAGGUGGAACAGAGCGAAUUAGACACAGCAAGUCUUAGUCUCUCUAUCCUACAGAAUACUGAAGGAGACAAAAGUAACUUACUAGGCCGUGUGGUGGUUGGACCAUUCAUGUACACUAGAGGGCGCGAGCUAGAGCACUGGAAUGAAAUGCUCAACAAACCCAAAGAGUUGGUAAAGAGAUGGCAUGCCCUGAGCAUUAGCACCUGAUGUGAAUGAACCAAGCAACAUGGAUCUGCAACAGAUGAAAAGAAAAAGGUGGAUGGAAACAAUACAAGAACAGCUGAAGAGAGGAGAAAUAUGCUUCUUUUCAUGAAGAGGUUAAUAUUUCAUCCUAUCUAGCUUUUAGUUCUGGUUCAUUCUGCCAGACUCAGUUAAAGUUCAGAGAGUGGAGUUACGGAAGAAAAUGUUUUUAAUUUAACUAGAGUGAUGGUAGCUUCACUGUCAUGUCUAUGAUGUUAAUUUUAUCAUGUGAAGAGCGUGCGCACAGUGUAUAAUCCAAUAAUGAUGGUAUUGACUUACUACACACAGGCAAAAUUGUGGAAAACUGUCUAUUGUAUGUUAACAUAAAUUAAAUUGUCAUACUACAUCAUCUCAAAAAUAAUUACACUGUAUGGUAUUUUUUGUUUAUUAUUUUUGAACAAAAUGUUUAACAAAUAGGAUUUUCAUCUAGGAAUUUUCUGAAGACUAAAUCUCUUUAUAACUGGUCAAUAAAAUGUGGGCACAAAAAAUCUUAUGUAUGCAAGGCCGUGUUCAGACCAGUUUGUAUUGAAGUCUUUAGAUUAGACAUGUCAAUGAGUGAGGAUAUGACACGGACAUUUCAUUGGGACAAACAAUGGAUUUUUUUCUUUAAAUUUUUUCUAUGAAAGAAAAUCUAAAUCUUGCUGUUUUCCCAUUCACUGCUCAGCCUCCCUGAGACUCCAUCACGAGCAGAAUUAUAAGGUAAAACAAUAAAUCUGGAGGACAAACAUGUACUGUAUAAUACAGGACCCACUAAUGACAAUAAAUAAUGGAUAAAGUUCAGCUCCUCUCCCUUCCUGCACAGUGGUAUCUGUACAUGCUUGCACACCACAU